UCAAACAAUACACACAAAAUUACCACAAAGGUUACAAAUAUUUUCAAAAGGCUUGGAAGUUUUCAUUCUUAAAGCUUUUCUUGAUCUUCAUCAUAAACCUUAAAUUCCCUUCUUUCUUACUUUCAACACUAGAAACUAGCUCUUUCUAUUAUAUUCAUACAGGUUUUACUUUUCUCUUCAAAUCAUCCGUCAUGGAAGCAAUAAUUGUGCCAUUCCAACCCCCGACGUUUGGUAAUCUUAUUACAAUCCUGAGUAUUGAUGGAGGUGGAAUUAGAGGAAUCAUUCCAGGAACUAUUCUUAAUUUUCUCGAGUCUGAACUUCAGAAACUAGAUGGCAAGGAGGCAAGACUUGUAGAUUACUUUGAUGUGGUUGCUGGGACAAGCACUGGAGGACUUGUGACAGCCAUGAUAUCUACACCAGAUCAAAACAACCGUCCCUUAUUUUCUGCUGAAGAUAUCAAUCAAUUUUACCUUGAUCACUGUCCAAAAAUCUUUCCCCAGAACAGAACAUGGCCAAUAGGAAAAAUAGUGAAAUUAUUGUCUGGACCAAAAUACGACGGGGAAUAUCUCCACAAACUUGUAAAGGAAAAGCUUGGUGACACAAAAUUACACCAAACGUUGACUAAUGUGGUCAUUCCCACGUUUGACAUUCAACUCCUUCAGCCCACCAUUUUUUCUAGCUACGAGAUGAAGAAUAAUCCAUCCUUGGAUGCUUACUUGUCGGAUAUUUGCAUUGCUACAUCGGCUGCUCCUACUUAUCUUCCGCCUCAUUACUUCAAAACUGAGGGCAUUGCUCAUGAAAAAACGAGGGAAUUUAACCUAAUAGAUGGCGGCGUUGCGGCUAACAAUCCGACGUUGGUGGCAAUUGGAGAAGUGACGAAGGAGGUGAUAAAACAAACUCCGGACUUCUUUGCUAUAAAGCCAAUGGACUACAGAAGGUUUUUGGUGAUAUCAUUGGGCACCGGAGCUCCGAAGGCGGAAAAGAGAUACACGGCGGAGCAAGCGGCGGAGUGGGGGAUGUUGGACUGGUUAACCAACGACGGCUCCACCCCAAUAAUCGACGUGUUUUCACAAGGAAGCUCCGAUAUGGUGGAUUUUCACCUUUCUGUCAUUUUUCAAGCCCUUCAUUGUGAAGAUAACUACCUUCGCAUUCAGGAUGAUACGUUGAGCGGUGAAGUAUCUUCAGUCGAUGUAGCUACAGAAAAGAAUCUAAAUGAACUUUUGAAGGUUGGAGAAAGGUUAUUGAAAAAGCCAGUUUCAAGGGUGAAUUUGCAGACCGGCAUUUUUGAGGAUUGUACUUCAAAUUCAGAAACAAAUGAUCAAGCCCUUAUAAGAUUCGCGAAGUUGCUGUCUGAAGAGCGGCGGCUCCGCCAUGCAAGGUCUCCUCAUAGAAAAGCUACCACCAUGCAAUUGGAAAAUGUCUCUCCUCCCAAUUCAAUUUAAAUUUCCAUUUUUCAAAAUAUUUCUCAUAAUUUUCUCAGAAGUCUUAAAAUUUUAGGUUAUCAUUAUUACAUUUUUAGAAAAUAAUAAAAGAUAAAAACUUUAUUUGUUUCAUAGAUUUGUUCAUGUAUGGAGCUAAUCCUAAUUGCCUGUCGUCUUGGUUCAAUAUUGAAGGCUCCAUUUUAUGUAGCAAUAUAAAUUUUAUAUUAUUAUAAACUUUUCCCUUAACA
This is a messenger RNA of Benincasa hispida (wax gourd), 1669 nucleotides long. RefSeq names its product patatin-like protein 2. The record is from RefSeq and is a predicted model, not a curated record. Gene Ontology annotation, molecular function: glycerophospholipase activity; monoacylglycerol lipase activity. Lineage: Eukaryota; Viridiplantae; Streptophyta; Magnoliopsida; Cucurbitales; Cucurbitaceae. Gene Ontology annotation, biological process: lipid metabolic process.